This is a messenger RNA of Suillus paluster, 1681 nucleotides long. RefSeq names its product heterokaryon incompatibility protein-domain-containing protein. NCBI's taxonomy places the organism in Eukaryota, Fungi, Basidiomycota, Agaricomycetes, Boletales, Suillaceae. The coding region runs from base 270 to 1568 and encodes 432 amino acids. The record is from RefSeq and is a predicted model, not a curated record. The transcript has 3 exons.
CGUCUGUCUUGCGGCGAUGCCGAGAUUUUGUUUUCAAACCGCUUUCAUAACGAUGAUAACAAUGUUUUAGAUCUUGCCGUACUCGAGCCAAAUCAGCACAGCAUUCGAACCUGAGGACACUGCCUUUGAGGUCGAGCGCCGUGACUUAUUGAUCAAUUUGUUAUCUCUGUUAUAAGUAGACGCUGAGAAAUGAUCUUGAGAAGAGACGGUCUUCCUUCGUACCCUUCGUCAACAAAGCCCCAUUAUCGGCCUGGUGGGCGAAAAAUCCAAUGCGGCUGCUUCAUACCAAGAAAUUCACAUUAGAUAUAUCCACGGGUGUGCAACCUUAUGCCAUCUUGUCUCACCGGUGGCUGGCGGACAGAGAAGAAGUCUCCUUCCAAGACUUGUACACGUCAGUUCCUCCCAGUGAAGGCUUACACGAUAGUCAUGCCAGGCCCACUUUCCCUUCCAACGUCGAAGGCAAACAAGGCUUCACGAAAGUCCGAGAUGCAUGCGACCAGGCCUCUCGGGCUGGUCUCGAGUAUAUCUGGAUUGACACCUGCUGCAUCGACAAAACCAGCAGUGCCGAGUUAUCAGAGGCGAUUAAUUCCAUGUACGCGUGGUACAAGGACUCCGCCGUGUGCUACGUUUACUUGCACGAUGUCGAUAACGACACCGCUAUGGACAACCUCGAAUCUGCUCUCGAAAAAGCUAGUUGGUUCCGAAGAGGAUGGACUUUACAAGAGCUGAUCGCUCCCGAUAAUGUCUAUUUUUUUGACAAGAACUGGGUCAAGAUCGGGAGCAAGGCGACGUUUGCGUCUAUGCUGCAUAGAAUCACCCACAUCCGUAAAGAUAUUCUGUUGGGUAAUCCAUGCACAUCCAGCAUCGCUGAGAAGAUGUCAUGGGCCGCAAAACGAGAGACGCAGAAAAUAGAGGACAGAGCAUAUUCGCUGAUGGGGUUAUUUGGCAUCCACAUGCCUAUCAUUUAUGGAGAAGGAGAGAAAGCUUUCAGGCGCCUGCAGCUCGAAAUCAUCAAAUCCUCAGAUGAUCAAACCAUCUUUGCCUGGCACGACUCGCUGGAUCAUCCUCACUCUAUCAGAGAUCGCGGGUUGUUAGCAUCGACACCAGAUGUUUUCUCGGCUUCGCCCUAUCCGGUCGUCAAUAUCGAUCAUUCCCAUUUUGUCAACAGUCUGUUUCGCAUCGCAGGGAGCCGCAGCCCCCUUCCUGACCUACCGCGUGGCUUUUCCAUUUUGAACGAUGGUAUCCACAUUACUCUUCCCAUGAAGCAGGAUCGAGACGCGUGGCUCGCCGUCCUCAAAUGUAAAAGAGAAGAUCAGGAGUCUUUCUAUGGGAUCUACUUGAAAAAAGACUUGGUUCAGAUGAUUUUCUUCGGACAUCGCCGACGAAGCUUCGAGAACUCGAGGUCAGAGAUCUCAAAGGCCUUGCCUUGCAUAAAAUACGUAUUGUGGUUGACCAUCACACACCAGCAACCAUUCAUCGACAACAGUUCUUCACUUUUCGGUCCACAGAUCUCGUUUGGGAGCGCGGGUAUUAUAUAUGCCCUGACCCGGGAGGCCAUCAUGAUGUGAAUCAGGGAGGUGGCUACCGAGCUCUUGAUGACGACACUCGAAUUGAGCUUUCAAAUAACGUGCAAUGUGGCUGCGUUUACUCGGUGGGCCUGGAUGGUGAAGUCACGGUGCUU